AUGGUGAAAAUUUUUCCAUUUUGCAUUCUAACUUUAUGGUUGUGGAGAGCAGCUGCUGCACGUAAUGCUACAAGUAUUGGACAGCGCAUUGUGGGUGGUGAGGUAACCACCAUUUCUGAGGAGCCUUAUAUGGUACAAAUCUUGAAUCAGGGUACCUUCUCAUGUGGCGGAUGCAUGAUAAGACAGCGCUAUGUGCUUUCUGCAGCCCAUUGCUUUGGUGGAACGAGGCCAGCUGAUAUAACUGUUGUCGCAGGUGCCACGAGACUUGCUGAAACUGGCAUUAGAAGGAAGGUUAGCGAUAUAUUCAUACCACCAAGAUGGAAUCCAAAUACCAUGUACAUGGAUAUUGCUGUACUCAAGCUGGCUUUUCCCAUUACUGCUGAUAGAGUGCAAACAAUCGGUUUAUAUAGCGGCAAUUUGAAUCCCGGCAUGAUGGUUAAAGUGAAUGGUUGGGGUCGCAUCAGUGAAGGUGGCAGAAUAUCCCAACAAAUACGUUCCGUACAAGUUCCAGUUAUCGAUCAGGACCGGUGUCGAAAGCAAUACGAAGACGUAAUUUAUAUUGGAAAAACUAUGUUCUGUGCUGGUGUGCUUGGCUCCAAGGAUUCAUGCUCAGGCGAUUCUGGUGGUCCCGUUGUAUUCCAAAACUCGGUAUGUGGUGUAGUCUCCUUUGGUGUUGGCUGCGCCAGAGAUAAUUUUGCUGGUGUUUAUACACGAAUAUCUGAAGCAAUAGAUUUUAUAAGAAAUGCCUUGACAAAAUGAAAAAAUUUGAAAAUUCAAUAAAAUAUUA
This is a messenger RNA of Stomoxys calcitrans (stable fly), 787 nucleotides long. Its product is annotated as seminase. NCBI's taxonomy places the organism in Eukaryota, Metazoa, Arthropoda, Insecta, Diptera, Muscidae. The coding region runs from base 1 to 759 and encodes 252 amino acids. Gene Ontology annotation, biological process: proteolysis. Gene Ontology annotation, molecular function: serine-type endopeptidase activity. The record is from RefSeq and is a predicted model, not a curated record. The transcript has a single exon.